Molecule: messenger RNA, 2813 nt
Organism: Linum trigynum
Lineage: Eukaryota; Viridiplantae; Streptophyta; Magnoliopsida; Malpighiales; Linaceae
Source: the annotation of a GenBank genome assembly
CGAGAGGAGUUUUGGAUGCGCUGAAACUUAACCAAAAUGCGUGUUUUGGGCAAAAUACGGGCAUGGAAGAAUUACGACCGUAUUUUUGCCCAUAUUUUGCCCAGAAUCGGGUUUUUGAGGCAGAUUCGAGCCAAAGGAAAGGGAGAGCUGGGUUUUGGUUCCCAAACACCCAAGGGACGAACCCUAGAGAGAGAGAGAGAGAGCUACUUGGGAACAUUCUUGGAGCUAUUUUGGAGGAUUUCUUUGCCAUUGGAGCUCGGGAAUCAAGCUUGGAGAUGGAGUAACUUCCCUAUGGAGUAACUUCCCUUCACUUAGGUUUUGAGGAACCCUAGUUCCAUGUGUUAGGAUCUUUCUUGUAUGAAGUUUUGGAUGCGAUAUUUUUUUUAUUAUAAUCGAUUGAGGCAUGAUUUAUUGAGUCAAUUGAAUCUUGAUCAAAUUCUCUUGAUUUCUGCUUUAACCUAUGAUAGAUAGAAUCUGAUUAGGUUAAGAGAGCUUCCUUGAUUGAUAGUGGUGAAUUGGUUGUGCGAGAGUCAAUCAAUUCACUGCGCUGUACUAGAAUUCAUUCCAGUAGUGGAGAUCUUUGUGAAUCGCCUUAGCAUUCUAUCCCGGUGAAGGCUAGUCGCCUGUCGGGUAUUCUAUCUAAGAGAGCUUGGUCAGCUUAAGAUAUUCCAAGCUAAUUUAGGAUCUUCCGCAAUUUAAUCAACAGUAGAUCAACCAAAGGUAAUUGCAACUUGGACCUAAUUGAGGAGCUAGGGGGAAUCAUACCUAAGUGAGUUCCCAACUUGUAAUUAGUAGAGUAGUUAGUAGAGUAGUUUAGUAAAUCAAUCCUUAAACUAAUUUUCUAGAUAAUGAACUGAAGCUGAGUAAUAGUAACUCUAGAGACCCGUGGAUUCGAUAUUUAUUACUUGUGCCACUAUACUGCAGUCCCAUUCUACGAUUACACUUGGUUGCAGUUUGGUGUUGUGUUCUAGCAUGUCACCAGGGUAGCAACAUCAUCCUCUUUUCCUUUGGAAGCUUUCAAUGGUUUAGUCGUUGAUGGAUACUUGGACCAGUUCUUUAACUUCCUUGCUAGUGUGGGCCUGGGUAGGUAUGGCAACAGGUGGGGUCUGGAGAUGAUAGUGCAUAUAUGUUACCCUACUCAAAUUGUUUGGGUUUUACCCAUACCCAUACCCACAUAAGAAACGGGUUGAAAUCAACACCAUGCACAUAGCCGUUCGGGUAUCCACGGUUAUCCAUGGAUAAAAGUUUCUCUUUAUAACUCCAAUAAAAUAUGUUAACAUGCACACAUAUUCUCACAUUACAUAAGAGGAAAAUUACGAUAAUAAUUCACUACAAUGAAGAAAUAUAAUUAAAACAACACAAUUUCAUGAAAAUUAUAUUUAUAUGCUAAAUAUAAAAUAUGUUAGAGAAAAAAAUGAUUAUUUCUAGAUAAAACAGAUAUGCAUGUGUAUAAUUGGGCUGGUUCGGGUUGGAUAGUGAAAAAACCAUGCCCAUCCAUUACCCUCAAUAUUCGGGUUCACAUUUUAUCUGUAUCCACUAAAAUUCAUUCGGGUUCGGGUUUUACUUUAUCCGAUUAGGUCGAAUUCGAACGGAUAUCCAUGGCUAUUGAUAUUUUUGCCAUCCCUAAGUGUGGCGAAAUGCUCCUGGCAUUGCACUCUCGUCACUGUAGUGAAAUCUCUAUCGGCCGAAAGGUUUACCAUCAUCAUGGUGUCUCAUUCAAGGCCUUUGGCAAAGUACUUUUCAAUCUAAUCUGGUGUGAAUCCAUGAUGGGGCAUGCUUUCAAUACUUCUAGAAUCUCAUCCAAGCAUUAUAGAAAGUCUCUCAUUCCUUCCGCUGAAAAAGUAAUCUCAUCUUUAAGCUCUUUUCUUUUCCAUGGUGGAAAGUACUCCUCAAUGAAUGCUUGUGAAAGGGUUUCCCACGUGGUGAUGGUUCAUGGGGGAUGGUACCCGAGCCACUGCUUUGCUCCUCCUCCAAGUGAGAAUGCAAAAAGUCGUUGUCGAAUCCCAUCUUUGGUAGCAGCAUCUCCUGGUAUGGAAUCGACUAUCUCUAAGAAUGUCUUCAAGUGUUUCCCUCAAAUUCGAGAUACAACCUAACCAUCACCUACCAAACAAAACCCAAUCAACGGAACAUAAAAAAUCUCACCAGAAGCACCACGACGGCCAGACCAGUCGCCACUCCCUCUCUUUAUUUUUUAAGAAUUCUUUAAUUUUUCUGCAACUUUCAUAGAUCCAAUUAAGUACCCAUGAUAUUUAGAUAAAUUUAUGAGAUUGAACCAUGAAUUUAGGACUUUGAUUGAGGAUUUCAAAGUUUAAAAUUUCUCGAGAUUAGUAGGAAAGUAUCUUGAUAAUUUUUGGCCUAUGUUAGGCACAAUCGAUGUUUAUGAAUGUAUGGUGAUUUCUUAUAUGCUUAGAAUUGACAUUACAUGGUGCUUAUGAUGAUAUUUAAUGAUGUUUGCUUGCAUGAGUUGAUGAUUUUUAGCAAAGGUCAUGACAAAAUUUCCAAAAUUCUAGCAUGACAUCUUUCACAUUGAGUUUUGACAAUUGUUGGUAGAAGUUUUGAGAUUUCAAAAUUGAAAUUGAGGAAGGAAAUUUCAUUGCUAAGUUGGAUUGAUCGAAUGACAUGUCAUUUUACUUGUGCUAACUUAUUAAUCGACCUUUGCCUAAUCAUAUAACUUGUAGAUUUCAAAAUUUUCAAGAUACGUACUUCAUGCUACUUCUACAUUUUGAACUAGAAUACUUCCUAUCUUUACAUGAGCUCCAAUGAUAAAUGAAAUAUAUAGAUUACUAUCAUCUUAAUAUAUACUUGAGACGUUA